AUGUUCCCGAAUCAAACAGCAGACCAACGAUUAGCCAUGGUACCGGAAAUUCUGAGCCAGAUAUUUGAAGGCUCAUGGCGCGGUGAACAAGUUCGAUCUGCACGCGUGAGCAGGUUUUGGUGCAAUCUCGUCCUCAAUCUCAUCUGGAAGAGAUUGGACGACCUGGGCGUGCUUUUCCGACUGCUGGCGCCUCUGACCCCGAGUAAUGGAGUAAUUGCAUUUACCCGUGCACUGACAAGCAAAGAUUGGGCUCGGUUCAACUAUUACGCUAAUUUUUAUGAAGGCGACGACUCACAUGCUAUAACUAUGCUCGCCGAAGCACUGCCCAGGCUAUCAUCACUAGAAUCCUUGACUCUCCCGAUCUGCUGGUUCACCCCUGCCGUGGUCGACGCUGCUGCAUCCUCAGAACACCACGCCAUAACCUAUCGCGAGUUGUCAACAAUAACCCGACUAACUGCUCUUCAAUCUGAUGGUAUCCGUCAUACUAUGCCGCUUCAACUUGUCGCUGACGAUAUCAUCGCGAUCGCCCGAGCGUUGCCUAAUCUUUCGGAUCUAUCCUUAAACCCAGCCCUCGAUGUUGCCGCUGCGUCAACACUUGUUGUUUCGGUUCUUUCGCCUCCUUGCGACCUCUGCCUCAUAUCUUUGGGGCUGUACUUGAACGCCGCAAAUGAGCACAUACCGCCACCUCCAUCAAUUGACGAAGAACUUCAGCAAGCGGUCCCAGAAAAGGUGGGAUUCGCGAGCCUUAGGAAGCUCACUGUCUGGUUUUCGUCCCUCGCAUCUCCAGUGCCGCUCGCCGUUUAUCUAAGUAACAUCCUUCCGCCUGGUUGUGUGCUGAUUUUUGGCAGUUACGGAGAGUUGAGGCCCGAAGAGCCUGGCCCAACGGCUUAUUCCUAUGUUCAAGCAAGUGCGAGCCCAAGGGAUGCGAACUGGUCUAUUGCGUCGCGGCCGCGAUGCUCUCUCUCGUUGACCCUGACCGGUUUAUCGAUGGUCACCAUCGACCUCGCUUCAUUUUUAUUUUUUAUUUAUAUUGGUACUGCUCAUAUCAACAUGAUGCCUGCAGCUGCCUCAUGCGCGCAAGCACUUUGA
Messenger RNA from Pleurotus ostreatus (oyster mushroom), 1089 nucleotides. RefSeq lists its product as uncharacterized. The record is from RefSeq and is a predicted model, not a curated record. Bases 1 to 1089 code for a protein of 362 amino acids. Lineage: Eukaryota; Fungi; Basidiomycota; Agaricomycetes; Agaricales; Pleurotaceae. The transcript has 3 exons.